Molecule: messenger RNA, 1646 nt
Organism: Magallana angulata
Lineage: Eukaryota; Metazoa; Mollusca; Bivalvia; Ostreida; Ostreidae
Product: 3-mercaptopyruvate sulfurtransferase-like
Exons: 4
Coding region: 152-1036 (294 amino acids)
Biological process (GO): transsulfuration
Cellular component (GO): mitochondrion
Molecular function (GO): thiosulfate-cyanide sulfurtransferase activity
Source: RefSeq, a predicted model, not a curated record
UUAUUUUUAAUGAUAUAAGGGAUGUUUACAAAACACAUGGGCAGCCCACUCACUGACUCGGGCUAGAGGACACUGGAUCAUUUGAUUUAUUGUAUAGAUAGGCUUUGGAGAGAGGUUAACCAUUUUUGAUGCCAUAAAAGAAUCAAGUAAAAUGAGUCGAUUUCAAUCUCUAGUUUCUACGAAAUGGCUCUUUGAAUGCAUAUCCAAUUCAAAUGGAUCUUCCAAACUUAGAAUAUUAGACUCAACUUUCCAUCUUCCAAAGGCCAAUAGGGAUGCAUAUGGAGAAUUUAAACAGAAACAUAUUCCUGGGGCCCAGUUUUUCAGCAUUACAGACUGUUGUGAUCAUUCCUCAGAGUAUGAGCACAUGUUGCCCAAGCCACAGGAUUUCGCUAAAUAUGUUGGAGAUUUAGGAAUAAACAAUGAUACCCAUGUCAUUGUGUAUGAUGCUUCAGACGGUUAUGGGUUUUUCUCUGCCCAGAGAGCUUGGUGGAUGUUUCAUGUUUUUGGACAUGAGCAGGUUUCAGUUUUGAAUGGAGGCUUUAAAAAAUGGUGCGAAGAUGGUUAUGCUACAAGUGACAUUAUUGAGAAAGUAAAAAAGGAUACUUUUAUUCCCAAGUUUAGAGAAGAAUUGGUCAAAAGUUUUGAAGAUAUAGAGAGAAAUCUAAAUGAGAAGUCUUUCCAAAUAAUUGAUGCAAGGGGUUCAGACAGAUUUAAUGGAACAGGCCCUGAGCCAAGACCAGGCAUAAAACCAGGACACAUUCCAUCGGCAAAGAAUAUUCCUUAUGGAACUGUUGUGGAUAAGACUGCAGGGACCCUGAAAUCACCAGAGGAACUCAAGGAAAUGUUUGUUUCAUCAGGGAUAGAUCUCGAGCAACCGUUGGUGGCAUCCUGUGGCUCUGGUGUGUCUGCCUGUGUCCUGUCCUUUGCAGCCUUCCAGCUGGGGAAGACUGUACCUGUGUAUGAUGGAGCCUGGGUAGAAUGGUACCUCAGAUCAACCCCAGAGCAAAGGGCAAACUGUCCAGAGGACACUGUUUGAUUUAAUAACUGUGUCUAGUCAUUAUGAAUAUGAUCAUAAGACUUGGGUGCAUGGUUGAUUUGAAACAUAACCCCCCCUCCCCUGCAUGAACCCUCUCUCAAGCACUAAAACUCCACAGAUAUGAUUUACAGUCCCCAUGGGUUGUAUUCUUCUAUUUAUUUUGAUUGUUUUGGGGGGAAAGGGGGUAGGGGAAUCAUGGUUAAUUGUUCCAGUGAUAUAUAAUAUGAUUAUAAAUAUGCUCAAAAACCAACUUUGUACAUCUAAUUAUGUCAAUUCUAAAAUUAUCUUGUAAUACUUAUUACUAACAAUAAUAGUAAUGAAAUUUACCACCUGAUAUAAAUGUUUACAGUUAAAUUAUAUACAUGUAAUUGUAUAUGUAUUAAAAUAACAUUUUGUUUGUUACAGAUUGUUGUGUAAUAUAUCAAUUAAUUUGCUUUAAAUGCAAUUAAUGCUUUUAACUGCAAAGAAAGUGGUUGCUGGCAGACUUUAAAAGUUGUAAUGUGUCGACUUUGUUAUAAUCUUGUUAUUAUACACAUGUAUUAAAUUGAUACUAUGGACAUGUUGAAUUUAUUCUGUGUUUAUAUUUGAAAUAAAAAGGUGAUAAAAAAUG